AUAAGAAAGGAAGUUUAGCUUUUCUGCCCGUGGACACUGCCGAGUAAGCAUCGUUGACGUCUCCGCCCUCCACUGCCGUCAUGUCUAAGUCAGAGUCUCCCAAAGAGCCCGGACAGCUGCGGAAGCUCUUCAUCGGAGGUUUGAGCUUUGAAACAACCGAUGAGAGUCUGAGGAGCCAUUCUGAGCCAUGGGGAACGCUCACAGACUGUGUGGUGAUGAGGGAUCCAAACGCGAAGCGCUCCAGAGGCUUCAGGUGUGUCACCUACGCCACUGUGGCGGAGGUGGAUGUGGCCAUGAAUGCAAGGCCACACAAGGUGGAUGGAAGAGUUGUGGAACCAAAGAGGGCCGUCUCAAGAGAAGAUUCUCAAAGACCUGGUGCCCACUUAACUGUGAAAAAGAUUUUUGUUGGUGGCAUUAAAGAAGACACUGAGGAACAUCACUUAAGAGAUUAUUUUGAACAGUAUGGGAAAAUUGAAGUGAUUGAAAUCAUGACUGACCGAGGCAGUGGCAAAAAGAGAGGCUUUGCUUUCGUAACCUUUGAUGACCAUGACUCCGUAGACAAGAUUGUCAUUCAGAAAUACCACACUGUGAAUGGCCGCAACUGUGAAGUAAGGAAAGCCCUAUCUAAGCAAGAGAUGGCUAGUGCUUCAUCGAGUCAGAGAGGUCGAAGUGGUUCUGGAAACUUUGGUGGUGGUCGUGGAGGUAGUUUUGGUGGGAAUGACAACUUUGGUCGUGGAGGAAACUUCAGUGGUCGAGGUGGCUUUAGUGGCAGCUGCGGUGGUGGUGGAUAUGGUGGCAGUGGGGAUGGCUAUAAUGGAUUUGGUAAUGAUGGAAGCAAUUUUGGAGGUGGUGGAAGCUACAAUGAUUUUGGCAGUUACAACAAUCAAUCUUCAAAUUUUGGACCCAUGAAGGAAAGGAACUUUGGAGGCAGAAGUUCUGGCCCCUAUGGCGGUGGAGGCCAAUACUUUGCCAAACCAUGAAACCAAGGUGGCUGUGGCGGUUCCAGCAGCAGCAGUAGCUAUGGCAGUGGCAGAAGGUUUUAAUUACUGCCAGGAUACAAAGCUUAGCAGGAGAGGAGAGCCAGAGGAGUGACAGGGAAGCUACAGCUUACAACAGAUUUGUGAACUCAGCCAAGCACAGUGGUGGCAGGGCCUAGCUGCUACAAAGAAGACAUGUUUUAGACAAUACUCAUGUGUAUGGGCAAAAAAAACUUGAGGACUGUAUUUGUGGCUAAUUGUAUAACAGUUUAUUUUAGUUUCUGUUCUGUGGAAAGUGUAAAGCAUUCCAACAAAGGGUUUUAAUGUAGAUUUUUUUUUUUGCACCCAUGCUGUUGAUUGCUAAAUGUAAUAGUCUGAUCAUGACACUGAAUAAAUGUCUUUAAAAAAAAAAAAGAAAGAAAAAAAAAAGAAAGGAAGUUUAUCUGUGGUCUUAAGAAUUGCAAUUCAGGGGACUUCCCUGGUGGUGCAGUGGACACUGGUUUGAUCCCUGGUUCUGGGAAGAUCCCACAUGCCAUGGAGCAACUAAGCCUGUGCCCCACAACUACUGAGCCCUCAUGCCACAACUACUGAAGGCCACACGCCUAGAGCCCAUGCUCCGCAGCAAGAGAAGCCAUUGCAAUGAGAAGCCCACGCAUGACCAUGAAGAGUAGCCCCUGCUCGCCACAACUAGAGAAAGCCAGCGUGCAGCAACACAGACCUGAUGCAGCCAAAAAGUAAAUAAAGCCAUAAAAAAAAUGAAUUGCAG
Messenger RNA from Hippopotamus amphibius kiboko, 1743 nucleotides. Its product is annotated as heterogeneous nuclear ribonucleoprotein A1-like. The transcript has a single exon. Bases 81 to 980 code for a protein of 299 amino acids. Lineage: Eukaryota; Metazoa; Chordata; Mammalia; Artiodactyla; Hippopotamidae. The record is from RefSeq and is a predicted model, not a curated record. Gene Ontology annotation, molecular function: RNA binding.